AUGUCGCAAACUAUGCUCCUCACGAAACGCCUCUCCGUGUUCCUCUCUCAAAAUACCACUCCCCAAUUGCAAACCCUCCUCCUCCUCUCCCCCACCGGGAAGCUCCUCUGCAGCGCCUCCCCCUCGCCCGCCUCCACCCUACGAACACAAGCCACGCUUGCCUGCUCCCUAUGGAAUCUCUACCACCCCUUCCACAGCAACACAUCUGCCCUCGUCGCCUCCGCCCUCCCUGCAUCCUCAUUAGACCCUGAAAGCCGCGAAUCAGAGCACGAUCUCAGCUGUAUAACAAUCCAGCUCGAGUUUGGCAUAAUGUGCAUCCGGGCUUUAUCCAGCGGCUUGUUGUUCGUGGCAGUCGGCCCCUCGAAUAUAUCUCCGUCGCAGUUCCCCAGCCAGCAUCUGAAUGUACCGCGGCAUAUCUUGUCGGGUAGUGGAUCGCCGCCUUCGUCGCCGGCGGCGCAUGAGGGGAACACGCAUGGGAGUCAGGUAUCGCUACAUGCGCAUGGAGAGGGCACGUUCAGUGGAGCGGGGAGUGAGGCGGGGAGUGUUGGGGCAGAGAGGAGUACGCAUGCGUCAAUCUGGAGCGUGAGGAGGCAGGCAGAGGAAGUGGGCCGGUUGUUGGAGGGACGAUUUGAGGGGUUUGUGUUGAGUAGUGGGGAAGGGAGGUGA
Molecule: messenger RNA, 666 nt
Organism: Amorphotheca resinae ATCC 22711
Lineage: Eukaryota; Fungi; Ascomycota; Leotiomycetes; Helotiales; Amorphothecaceae
Exons: 1
Coding region: 1-666 (221 amino acids)
Source: RefSeq, a predicted model, not a curated record